Strongylus vulgaris is the source of this 798-nucleotide messenger RNA. NCBI's taxonomy places the organism in Eukaryota, Metazoa, Nematoda, Chromadorea, Rhabditida, Strongylidae. The record is from the annotation of a GenBank genome assembly.
AGCAAUAGGAAUUCCACUGCAUCGAGUUUGAAGCCGCUGUCGAUGGCCACAGUAAUGCCCAGACCUAUCCCUGAUGAGGAGCACCCUUUAGAGUGUCGCCUUUGCCACAAGACUAUGCAAAAUAGGAUACGUGGCUUUCACAUUCUUUGGCAUAUGGCCAAAGAUAUGGGUAUCAAUAGGUACAUUUGUCGAGUUUGCGGAUUUGGACAUGAUCGGUCGCAAUCUGUACAGGUACAUGGCAAAAAAGAACACGGGACAGAGGAUGUAGUUCAGGAUAGGAUUGGGGAGUAUUCCGAUGAAGUCAAGCAGAUGUCGGAGCAGUGUUUUGGUUUUCAAGCCCUCUUUGCUCAAGAAAACAAGCGGAAAAGCAAAGGCUCAGCUGCAGCUGCGAAAUUGAAGAGUACAAUAGAUGAAGACGAUACUGUUGACGAUUUGACGUUAGAUUUAGGUCAAGAUCUUCAGGGCGAGUUAGAUGAUCUUGAUGCGGCACCUGAAGAAGAGCCCGAGCCGGAAGAUGAACAAGAACCUUUUGAGGAUGAAGAAGAAGAGCGAGAAUCGAAUACGUCAGCGAAAACGAAGAGUAAGAAGCGCCAGAGUCGAUUUCCACGAUUUGGCUUGAGAAGACCAAAAUCGAAGAGUAAGAGGACGGAAAUGGCGAAAUUGAGGGAGAUCAGUAUGCUGUUGGGAGGCGCGCAGUAUUUCAAGAAGAAACUCUCGGAAGCUGCUCAUUGUGAAAAAUGCGGUAAAGUCACCAACUCGCGCAUGAGUGAGCAUGCAUAUACGCAUAUGGAAGAGCAC